This is a messenger RNA of Rhagoletis pomonella (apple maggot), 1705 nucleotides long. RefSeq lists its product as uncharacterized. Bases 212 to 1540 code for a protein of 442 amino acids. Lineage: Eukaryota; Metazoa; Arthropoda; Insecta; Diptera; Tephritidae. The transcript is spliced from 4 exons. The record is from RefSeq and is a predicted model, not a curated record.
UACUUAGCGGUAAUCAGCACUUUUAGUGCGGCCUCCAUCCAGCGGCAUGCCACCAGCAGCUUUUUAAAUGAUGGAAAAAAUUAAUAAAUAGUUCGAUUGUCGCUCUGACACAUCGCGAAGAACGCGCAACACGUUUACUGUUAACGGUUUCCAUAACAGGUUUCCUUUGGCAGAGUUUCCGUUGCAAUUGCGUGUAUACGCUCGUGUGUGUAUGUGUGCGUGUGUGAAAAUGGCUGAUGGCGCUUGUGUAUACGAAGAGGACGUGGAUACUUUGUGCAAUUGUGUGCCUUUAAAAAAAGUUAUAUCCUUCGACGUGCGAUACUGGCGCUGUUCGGCAGGCAGCAAUCAUGGUGAUAAUUAUAUGUCGAUAGUGAAGCGUAUAGAAGUUAGUACACACGAGUUCAGUGCCGGAGUAGAGGCACACAAAGGUGCACAGCAUUUUAGUUUCAUAGUGAAAAGGCAAAUUUUAAGUCGAUCACGACGUCAACUCUUUCGCUGCGAUGAAGCGUUUUGCAAUGAAAUAAACGCCUAUACACAUGUGAUACCCGUUCUAGAAAAAUAUUUCAUCAACGGAGAUACAGUAUUUCCGCAAUGCUACUAUGCCGGCAACGAUAAGAAAGGCGAACUCAUUGUACUGGAAGACUUGAAGCGGCUCGGUUAUCGCAUGCCCAACCGGUUAGUGCCAUUCGAUCUACAUCACUGUGAAAUAGUUAUGAAGGAACUUGCCAAGUUGCACGCCACAUCUAUAGCAGCCAAACACUUGGGUGAUAACGAUUUCCGUGAGCGUUAUUGUAAAGUUAAUGAAAUUGUGUAUUGUGAAGAAGCCGAGAACUUUUAUGGAAAUUUACUUAGCUCCUCAAUAGAGGAAGCGGUGAAAAGUUUACGGGAAUCCAAUGUCGAUGGCAGCCUUUCGGAUUCGAUUUGUGUGAUAGAGCAACUAAAAGCCGAAUUAUAUAAGAAAAUUAUGUACAGCAUAAAUAAUGCCAGCGACUGCGUCAGUGUGAUGUGUCAUGGUGACUUGUAUGUUAAUAACAUCAUGUUUAGGUCUAGCAUGGAUGACAGUAGCGCAUGCGAAGCACCGAAAGAAGUGAAGUUCUUUGAUUUACAGGCAAUGCGUUACACUUCGUUCAUCUUCGAUAUACUUCAUUUUAUGUUUACUAGCACGAAGCGUGAACUGCGUGAUGCUCAUACAAAUAGCUUGCUGACGACAUAUCACCGUGCGCUGCACAAUCGUUUGGAGCAACUUUUGAAUUCGCCCGAACACUUAGCAUCUAUUCGCCAGACUUUUUCACUAGAAAAUAUUAUGAAAGAGUUUGAGGCGCAUGCCUUUUACGGUUUAGCAGUUUCCAUGUGGGUAUUGCCUGCAGUCACAUUCGAUCCAAAUAAUAUACCAAAUUUAGAUGCCAUCAGUGAAGCUGUUCCAAAAGCCAAUGAAAUCAAAGUUACACAAAAGUUAACGGAAGAGUAUCAUUCCAGAAUAAAAGAUCUUGCAUUGGAGUUUCAUCAAAAUGGUUAUUUCCGUACCUGGCUAGAGAAAUAGUUAGGCGUAUGUAGGUACUCGUAGUCUAAUUUAGCAUGAAUUGUUUAAUUUAGAUAACAUAUUAGCAUAAUUAGCUAAUUAUUAAAAGAUAUCCAUUUUAGUUUUUGUAGUUCUGGAACCAAUCCAUAUAAAUGAAAUAUAUUUUUUUGAUAUACAUAUCAUUAA